This is a messenger RNA of Bradysia coprophila, 1891 nucleotides long. RefSeq names its product polypeptide N-acetylgalactosaminyltransferase 5-like. Gene Ontology annotation, cellular component: Golgi apparatus. The record is from RefSeq and is a predicted model, not a curated record. Gene Ontology annotation, molecular function: polypeptide N-acetylgalactosaminyltransferase activity. Gene Ontology annotation, biological process: protein O-linked glycosylation. NCBI's taxonomy places the organism in Eukaryota, Metazoa, Arthropoda, Insecta, Diptera, Sciaridae.
UAGUACCUAUACAACUCGCAAUGAAACCAUUGAGCAUCGCUUUUUUUACCUAUAUGUUAUUCGGAACCUGUUGCUUUCUUAUUUAUUUAUAUUGUGAUCUUGAUGCCAUUAGUGACGUAAAACGGACAAGGACAAGAACGGCAAAAGGAUCACACUCUAAAGUGAAAAUUUAUCCAACUUAUUACCCAGACAAACUGCACUCCGAGUGGCCAUUCAAAAUUUCAAGACGUUACAAUGAUUCGAAUGUCUACCGAUGGAGGGAACCGACACCAUUCAAAAAACCAAGCCCAGACGGAAUUGGUGAAAAUGGAACAGCCUUUGUUCCACCUGACGCCAAUGCGAAACAGACGAUGGACAAUUUACUCCAAAUGCAUAAUUACAACUCACUCGCUUCGGAUAUGAUAUCACUGUAUCGUUCAUUGCCGGAUGCAAGAUCGGAUGAAUGCCGUCGUUUGUCAUAUCCGAGUAAAUUGCCGACGGUGAGUGUAAUCAUAAUAUUUCAUAAUGAGGGCUGGUCAACGUUGAUGCGUACUGUUUGGAGUGUAAUUAAUCGAUCUCCGCGAGAAUUAAUCAAAGAAAUAAUUCUUGUGGAUGACUGCAGUACAUGGGAAUUUUUGAAGCGACCGCUGGAUGAUUAUGUUGUGUUGUUGCCGGUUAAAAUUAAAGUUAUUCGGUCUCCGAAACGCGUUGGAUUGAUAAGGGCACGUUUAAUCGGUGCCAAAUAUGCGACGGGAAAUGUUCUUACAUUCCUCGACGCUCAUGUCGAGUGUAAUGAAGGCUGGUUGCAGCCGUUGCUAUCACGCAUAGCCAAUGAUCGCUCUGUUAUUGUUGUGCCGUUAAUCGACACAAUUUCAUCAGCUGACUUCAGCUAUCAAUACGGAAAAACGAUAACAGUCACUGGAUUUCGUUGGACGUUAAUCUAUAACUGGUACGCUGUGCCUGAUAGAGAACUUGUACGUACGCAUAACGAUGUUACAGCGGCCAUACAAACACCCACAAUGAUUGGCUGUGGCUUUGCGAUUGAUCGGGAAUUUUUCUUUGAAGUCGGUGCAUUUGAUGAAGGAAUGGACAUUUGGGGAUCGGAAAAUAUGGAAAUUUCGCUGAGGGUGUGGCAAUGUGGUGGAUCGGUGAACAUUGUCCCAUGUUCACAUAUAGGACAUUUAUUCCGAAUGUCGACCUAUUCCUUUGAUGGUGAUGAAGAAGAAAUCAAAAGCCGGAAUAAUAUGCGAAUGGUGGAGGUGUGGAUGAAUGAUUUGAAACAUCUUCACUAUGCUGCAAGACCUCCGCAGAGAAAUGUACAACCUGGGGAUUUGACUGAACGAAUGAACAUCAAAAGUCGAUUAAAAUGCAAAAACUUUCGUUGGUAUUUGGACAACGUUUAUCCGGAAAGUAAUAUGGGGAAGGAUUUCGUUUAUCUCGGAGAAAUAAAAAACCACAGAUCCCGUCUAUGUCUCGACAUUAAUGUCGGCGAUAUCCAAAGUCCGUUGACAAUGAGCGGUUGCCAUAAACAAGGAGGAAAUCAAUUUUUUGCAAUAACAGAAGACCGUAUGAUCGUCACCAGCCAAGAAUUUUGUGUUGGCGCUAAUGAUGAACACUAUGCGGUAAUAUCAGUGAAGGAUUGCAACGAUCCAUUGCAAUCUUGGCAUUUUUACCGACAGGAAAAAUGGUUACAACACAUCAGUAGUGGUCUGUGCAUGAUGGCAAAUGAAAGUGCCGUGAUUUUAGUUAAGUGUGAUCCACAUAAUGUUAAUCUUGUUUGGGAUAUCAAUUUGUGAAAAUGAUUGAACGGAUUUGUUCAGGAAAUAUUUUGCUUUGAAUAAAACGAAAGAUUGACAGUUUUUGAAGACUUUUAAGACCUACCAAGACGUUUAGUGGUUCCGUAUCGAAUCUA